UCCCUUCGGCAAUAUAGAGGGGUCCUAAGAGUAGUUGUGCUUACAAAGCAAGCUGCAAAAUGUCGGGAGAGGUGUAUCUCCUGUGGCUUCUCUCGCUAUUUCAGACGCUGUCGGCGUACGGUGCCGACCUGACGUCUGAGGCGUGCAGGGAGCUGGGCUUCUCCAGCAACCUGCUGUGCAGCUCCUGUGACCUGCUCGGGGAGUUCAGCCUCGCCAAGCUCCAGCCUGACUGCCGGCACUGCUGCCAGCAGGAGGCCCAGAUGGAAGGGCGCAAGCUCUACGCUGGAGCCAUCCUCGAGGUGUGUGGAUGAAAAUUGGGGAGGUUCCCUCAAGUCCAAGCUUUUGUCAGGAGCGAUAAGCCGAAGAUGUUCAAGGGUCUUCAGAUCAAGUACGUCAGAGGUUCAGAUCCUGUACUAAAGCUUUUGGACGAUAACGGGAACAUCGCUGAAGAACUCAGCAUCCUCAAGUGGAACACAGACAGCGUGGAGGAGUUCCUGAGUGAGAAGUUAGAUCGAAUAUAGACACCAGUACAGAUUUUCUUUCUUUUUUUUUUUUGUUUUGUUUGGAAAGACUUGAGUUAAAGGGUCAGCUCCCCCAAAGAAACCUACUUCUAGUUUAAUCUAGUGAUGCAGAUAGUUUCUCUGUUAAUUGUCAAAGCUUCAAUGUCAAAAGCUUCCAAAUCCACGAGUUAGCUACUUAAAAUUAACCACCGAACACUAUGACUAACCCUCCACAGUGAAUUACACAUGAGGCAGAAACGUCCAUAGAUUUUUUUCUACAAACUAAGUGAAAACUAUCUGCAUAGCUAAAGAUUUACUAGAAGCAAGUGAGCAAUUUUUUUUUUUUUUUUUUGAGUGAUCAUGACCAUUUAGUUAUUUACCAGUUUGUAUACAACUCGGCCUUGAUAAAUUGUUGAGGAAUCACUGCUCUAUAUGACUGUUUUUGUAUCUGAAAUUUAUGAAUUUCUUGUCAGGAUUUUACCAAAUAGCUUACGCGAGAGUUUGAAAUUCCAUAAUCUCGGAGCCUAAAGGGGCAGCACACCUACUAUUAACCUAAAAUUAAUGACUCGCAGUGGAUUCCUUAGGUUUGGAAAAGAAAACAUGCACAUUAUGUGACCUGUUUUGUUGUCUAUCUGUGGGAGCGUCCGUUCCUCCCGCCUGUCCGUCUGAUAUUCUUGUAUAAUUAUUUUUUUAUAACGCUCAUUGUUGUAACUGAUGUAACGUUGGGAUUUGUAGUAAGAGAGAAUGGAUCCUAGUUCCUCCCCAGAUGCAGUCGUGUUUGCCCGGGCACACGUUGGUGAAGACCUCGCAGUAAACCAGGUUUGGGAUGCGAGGUCGGAUGUGAAUUUGUGUGUUUCUGCGUCUUCUGCUCUGGAGAGAAACUGGAUUUGUUUGGAAAGCAAGCUGUUUUUGGCAAGUGAAUUGACGGUUUAAAUAUGCAACAAUAAACAAAGUCUCUGGUAA
Molecule: messenger RNA, 1463 nt
Organism: Mugil cephalus (flathead mullet)
Lineage: Eukaryota; Metazoa; Chordata; Actinopteri; Mugiliformes; Mugilidae
Gene: selenof
Product: selenoprotein F
Exons: 5
Cellular component (GO): endoplasmic reticulum lumen
Molecular function (GO): oxidoreductase activity
Source: RefSeq, a predicted model, not a curated record